AUGGAUUAUGUUGUUACCUUUUCUCCAAUUGCCAAACUUGUUACUGUCAAAAUAUUCCUAGCUUUUGCUUCUUUACAUAAUUGGCCUCUUUUUCAAAUGGAUGUUUACAAUGCCUUUCUUCAAGGUAAUCUGAAUGAAGAGGUUUAUAUGCAACUGCCAGAGGGUUUUUGCUGUCACGGGGAGAAUAAGGAAACUAAUAUGGUAAUCAUGCUUAUUUAUGUUGAUGAUUUGUUGUUGACCGGAAAUGAUGCUGUAAUGAUUGAUGAACUAAAACACAUCUUGAAUUCUGAUUUCAAGAUGAAAGAUUUGAGAGAACUUGAUUGUUUUCUUAGAUUUGAGAUACUAAGAUCCAAUGAAAGAAUUUUUCUGAGUCAGAGGAAUUAUGCACUAGAACUUAUCAAAGAUAUAGGUUUAGGGGGAGCCAAACCUGUUAUCACACCCAUCGUACAAAACAUGAAGCUGACUACACUAGAGUAUGAUAUUGAGUUACAGCAAUAUGAUAAUGAUGAAGUGUUAACAGAGGAGAAAGAGAUCGUCCAAAAAUUGAUAGGAGGGUUGAUUUAUCUGACACAUACAAGGCCCGGCAUCACAUAUGCAUUGCAUCACCUUAGUCAAUUUAUGCAGCAACCAAAGAGAUCUCAUCUAGAAGCUGCACUCAGGGUGGUUAGAUACAUUAAGAAGGAUCUAAGACAGGGAAUAUUGUUGGUAGCUUCAAGUUCUUAUCAGUUCAAUGCUUACUGUGAAUCUGAUUGGCCAUCUUGUCCAAUGACUAGAAGAUCAAUUACAUGCUUCUGUAAUAAACUUGGGAAUUCUUUGAUAUCACAGAGAUCAAAAAAACAAAACACCAUAGCCAGAUCAUCUGCUAAGUAG
Molecule: messenger RNA, 870 nt
Organism: Gossypium raimondii (Peruvian cotton)
Lineage: Eukaryota; Viridiplantae; Streptophyta; Magnoliopsida; Malvales; Malvaceae
Exons: 2
Coding region: 1-870 (289 amino acids)
Source: RefSeq, a predicted model, not a curated record